Messenger RNA from Spirometra erinaceieuropaei, 1401 nucleotides. NCBI's taxonomy places the organism in Eukaryota, Metazoa, Platyhelminthes, Cestoda, Diphyllobothriidea, Diphyllobothriidae. The record is from the annotation of a GenBank genome assembly.
AUGAACUAUGUCCGAUCACAGUAUUACGACCCAUGCUACGGCGUCCGCGGGAACCGACGCGCUCCGCAACCCUGGUCCAGUGGUGCGGGCGAAUAUAUGCGAGCUGGACUACUCAAUCGUGGACGGACUCUCGGUAUUGGAUGCUGGAAUGUCCGAACGUUCCUGGGCCCCGGUACCCAAAGUCUGACCGCACGCAGCCUUUACCAGUACACCGUGGAUGUCUGCUGUCUGUCCGCAGUUCGACUCCCUGCCUCGGGCACCCGUGAAGUAAAGAUCCCGGGAGUCGAAUCACACUUUUCCUUGUACCACAGCGGCCCUCGCGACUCCUCUGGUCGACACGAUGUUGCGAUCGCCCUAUCGCAACAAGCGGAUCUCGCGCUGCUUGCUUGGGAACCAGUCAACGACCGGAUGGCUUACGUGCGACUGAAGGGUCACUUCACGAACAUCUCCAUCGUCUCUGUGUACGCACCAACUUCGGCUGCUGAACAGCGCGAUAAGGAGGCGUUUUACUCGCAGUUGCAAGCGUUAGUUGAAAGACUACCUCGCCGCGAUCUGCUGAUUGUUGCUGGCGAUUGGAAUGGUCGAACUGGACCUGGAGACCCGACAACCAGUCACCUUCUUGGCCGCUUUGGGCUUGGCUUCCGAUGUGAAAAUGGUGAGAGAUUGCUGAACUUCGCUGAUAGAAACCGACUGCUUGUCACCAACACGUGUUUUCAGCAUCGCAAAAAACAUCUGCUGACCUGGUAUUCAAACGACGGUCAUACGGACAGUCAGAUUCAAUACAUACUAGUCAGCUCAAGGUUCCGCAGCUGGGUUCACGAUAGCAGAUCGAUGCGUGGUGCCGAGACUGGUAACGCCCAUAGGUCGGUCCAUGUCCUCGUCCGUACACGCCUGAAAGUUCAUCUCUCAUCCGCACCAAAAAUGCCACGUCCUAGACGCCUUAAUGUCGCAAAAAUCCGGCAAGCCAGCACUGCCGAGGCCCUAAGCAGAGAAAUCCGGACCUGUUUUACGGCCCGAGCCGACGGAGAAGUCAGUAACCAGCGGUCGUCACUGAAGACAUCAGUCUAUGGGGCAGCUGAGAAAAUCGUUAGAUACACCCAGCGACGCCGCAGUGACUGGAUCAGCGGAAAAACCCUGCAGUUGUCUGCUCAGACGGCUAGAGCCAGGUCCCGCAACGAUGACUACUUCCGCCAACUUCGGAAGAUGACGGCAAAAUCGGCCAGGGAUGACCGGAAACAAUAUUGGGCUGAAAUAGCGACAUCCAUGGAACAGGCCUCGAACGUUGGUGACACUCGAAAGCUCUACCGUAUGAUCCGCCAAGUUAGCGGUAAGCCCCGUACACUGAGUGACUCUGUUCGCGAUGUGGACGGCGGCUUUAUUGCUGACAACUCGGCACUUUGA